Aureobasidium musti is the source of this 1698-nucleotide messenger RNA. The record is from the annotation of a GenBank genome assembly. Lineage: Eukaryota; Fungi; Ascomycota; Dothideomycetes; Dothideales; Saccotheciaceae.
AUGGCCGAUUCAGCACCUGCUCAGUCCAACCAGCCUCAGAAACGGAAAUUCAAUGAGGGAAAGAGACACUUCAAGAAGAACAAGAAGCAAAAGCAGACAACCGUCAAGGAGGGUUCCAAUGAAGAGGUCUUGAUCGCCGACGUUCGCGCAUUACUCGAGAAGCACUCGAUCGCCUCGAAGCCUGCCGAAGACCAGCCAGAAGAACAAGCCUCAGCUCCCAAACUACCUGAGCCGUUCACCGAGUACGAUGUGACAAUUGAAGAACUCUCUUCCACUGGUGACGGUCUUGCUGUCAUUCCUGGUUCCUCUCAAGUCGCUGUUGUCCCCUUCACCGCGCCUGGCGACAAGGUUACUGUCAAGAUCAUCAAGCAUCUUCAAGACACAAACUACACCUUGACCGACUUUGUCAAGGUUCUCGAACCCUCGACUCAUCGCGAUGAUUCUCUGCCCAAGUGUGGCUACUUCUCAAAGUGCUCUGGAUGCCAGUUCCAAUUCCUCCCUUAUCAAUACCAACUGGACCACAAGAGAAGCAUUGUCGAAAAGGCCUACAAGAACUUCUGCAACUUGCCCGCACAUCUUAUCCCUGCUAUUGGAGACACAAUCGGCUCGCCUCUGCAAUACGGGUACCGUACAAAGUUGACUCCUCACUUCGACGGUCCUCCUGGUGGCAGAAGAGAUAGACGUCAGGGCGUCAAAGCUGUCUUCUCGGAGGUCCCGCCGAUCGGCUUUAUGCUCAAGGGAACUCGUAAGACUAUGGACAUUGAGGACUGCCCAAUCGGCACGGAUGCCGUCCGCAUGGGUAUGAAGAGCGAAAGAGAAAGAGUUAAGGUCGAGUUGGAAAAGUACCAACGCGGUGCCACAUUGCUUCUUCGUGAAAGCACAAAGCGUAUCGAAAAGAAGGACCUACCACAAGAGCAGCAGCGGACCAAUGCUGGCGCUGCUGAAGAGCAACCUAUUGAGGUCCAGGCUGCUGCACCUCAANGCGAGUCCAAGGACUACAUUGACGAGGAUCGCGGCUCACACAUUCACCGCAAGACAUGUGUCACUGACCAGAACGCUGUUUCGACAGAAUAUGUCGACGACUUCCGCUUCGACAACCCAGCCGGCUCUUUCUUCCAAAACAAUAACUCUAUCCUUCCCACCUUCACUCAGUACAUUCGCGACAACAUCCUGCCAAAAGACCAACCAGCAGAUGCACCCAAGAUCACCAACCUCAUUGACGCCUAUUCUGGCAGUGGUCUCUUCACCGUCACACUAUCCCCUCUUUUCAAAAACUCCAUUGGCAUCGACGUCUCGACAAAAUCCAUCGAGUUCGCUUCCACAAACGCCAAACUCAACAACAUUCCUCCCUCAUCUGCACGCUUCCUCGCCGGUGAUGCCAACAACAUCUUUGCCGAGAUCAAGUUCCCUGCUGCUGAGACUGCCGUUGUCAUUGACCCCUCAAGAAAGGGCUGUGAUGAGAACUUCCUGGGGCAGCUGCUGCAGUUUGGACCUGAGAGGGUAUGCUAUGUCAGUUGCAAUGUACACACUCAGGCUAGAGAUGUGGGUGUCUUGGUUGGAGGUCUUGCCGGUGUUAAUGGAGGCAAGGGCUUGUAUGAGAUUGAGAGUUUGAGAGGCUUUGAUUUCUUCCCUCAGACUGGUCAUGUUGAGGGUGUUGCUUUCUUAAGGAAGAAGAAGGACGUUGCUGCUGCUGAGUAG